AUGAGGAACAUUGUGGUCCUGGGCGGCAGCUCCCACCCGCAGCUCACCGAGACCAUCUGCAACCACCUCGGCAUACCCAAGGCCAAGGUGCUCCUCGACAAGUUCAAGGGUGGUGAGACGCGUGUCGAGAUCGAGGAGAGUGUACGAGGAAAGGAUGUCUUCAUCAUCCAGUCCGGCGGCGGUAAAGUCAACGACCAUCUGAUGGAACUUCUCAUUACCAUUUCGGCCUGCCGCACCGCCUCGGCCAAGCGCAUCACCGCCGUCCUGCCUCUCUUCCCCUACUCGCGCCAGUCGGACAUUCCCUACAACAAGACCGGCGCGCCCCUCUCCAAGGUGCCUGGCACGCGCUCGAGGACCGGCACGUACACGUUCGAUUCGCGACCUCAGACGCCCUUCCCUGGGCAGGCGGAAAGCGCAGGUCUCACCAAUGGCUCGGCCGCGCUGCACCACCAGCUCAGUAGGAUGAAGCUCGACGAGCGCAACGGCGGCCGCACCGAUCCUACAAGCCCGGUCAAGCAGAAUGGCAUCAAGCGCACCGAGACGCUCGACUCGAGCAGUUCCGGCAAAUCCGACAAGGGCGCAUACUUCAAUGGUGACCAUGGAGCCAACGGCACCAACGGCUCAGUUGCUCCAACACCCGGCAUCACGCGCGCGCCGACAACUACAAAGCCUCCUGCCUUCGAGCCUCAGGUUGGAUACCGCCAAUGGGUCGCUCAGGCCGGUACCCUUAUUGCGGACCUUCUGACUUGCGCUGGCGCCGACCACGUUAUCACGAUGGAUCUCCACGAUCCCCAAUACCAGGGCUUCUUUGACAUCCCCGUGGACAACUUGUACGGCCGCCAUCUCCUCCGCAAAUACAUCCAGUUCAACAUCCCGAAUUACCAACAAGCUGUGGUAGUUUCUCCCGACGCUGGAGGCGCGAAGCGCGCGACCGCCAUUGCCGACGCCCUCGGCAUGCCCUUUGCGCUUAUCCACAAGGAGCGCCGCCCUACCCAGAUCAACGACCGACAGAACGCGACCAUGAUGUUGGUGGGAGACGUUCGGGAGCGCACAACUAUCUUGGUCGACGACUUGGCGGAUACAUCCAACACCAUUACCCGCGCGGCAAAACUCCUGAAAAAGGAGGGCGCUACGCAGGUGAUUGCGCUCAUUACACACGGUAUCCUGAGUGGAGAUGCUAUCGAGCGCAUCAACGCUAGUGCACUGGACAAGGUCAUUGUGACCAACACGGUGCCCCAGGAGGAUCACAAGAGCCGGUGCCCCAAGUUGGAGGUCCUCGAGGUCGGCAACGUGUUUGCUGAGGCUAUUCGACGCGUCCACCACGGCGAGAGCAUUAGCGUGCUGUUCGACUACAGUUAG
Alternaria incomplexa is the source of this 1359-nucleotide messenger RNA. RefSeq lists its product as uncharacterized. Gene Ontology annotation, cellular component: cytoplasm; ribose phosphate diphosphokinase complex. Gene Ontology annotation, molecular function: ribose phosphate diphosphokinase activity; magnesium ion binding. The coding region runs from base 1 to 1359 and encodes 452 amino acids. Lineage: Eukaryota; Fungi; Ascomycota; Dothideomycetes; Pleosporales; Pleosporaceae. The record is from RefSeq and is a predicted model, not a curated record. The transcript is spliced from 6 exons. Gene Ontology annotation, biological process: 5-phosphoribose 1-diphosphate biosynthetic process; purine nucleotide biosynthetic process.